This is a messenger RNA of Nicotiana attenuata, 1714 nucleotides long. Its product is annotated as delta-aminolevulinic acid dehydratase, chloroplastic-like. The coding region runs from base 127 to 1419 and encodes 430 amino acids. Gene Ontology annotation, molecular function: zinc ion binding; porphobilinogen synthase activity. Lineage: Eukaryota; Viridiplantae; Streptophyta; Magnoliopsida; Solanales; Solanaceae. The transcript is spliced from 13 exons. Gene Ontology annotation, biological process: heme biosynthetic process. Gene Ontology annotation, cellular component: cytosol. The record is from RefSeq and is a predicted model, not a curated record.
AAAAAAAUUCCAAUAUCUAAUCUUCUUGUUAGAAGUUCACGUCAAUUGGCCUUUUUUAUUGAUAAGAUUCUUCAAUUCUCUUUCUCCCUCUCUUCCUCUAUUCAAGAGCUGCUUAUCUGAGCAGUAAUGGCUUCCGCGUCAAUGUUGAACUCACCUUGUAAUAUUGGAGCUGUGAAGUUUGAGGUGAAAGUGAAGCCAUCGCCAAAUUUGUUUUGUGCACGGCCCUGUAUUUGGUUGAAUCGGAGGAGGGUGUUGACCAUAAGGGCUAGCAGUGAAGGGCAUGAUAAUGGGUCCGGUUCAGGGCCCUUGAGAAAGAUGGGCUUGACUGAUGAGGAGUGCGAGGCUGCUGUGGUUGCUGGAAAUGCGCCUGAAGCUCCUCCAGUUCCACCAAAGCCGGCUGCACCUGCCGGUACUCCUGCUGUGUCUUCACUGCCAAUUAAUAGGCGACCACGCCGUAAUCGUAAGUCUCCAGCAGUUAGGGCUGCAUUCCAGGAAACAAAUAUAAGCCCUGCGAAUCUUGUAUAUCCACUAUUUAUUCAUGAGGGUGAAGAGGACACACCUAUUGGAGCAAUGCCUGGAUGUUAUAGGCUUGGAUGGAGGCAUGGUCUUGUUGAAGAGGUCUCAAAGGCGAGGGAUGUUGGCGUCAACAGCAUUGUGCUCUUCCCAAAAGUGCCAGAUGCUUUAAAGACCUCUACAGGAGAUGAAGCAUACAAUGAAAAUGGAUUAGUGCCUCGAGCUAUACGGUUGUUGAAAGACAAAUACCCUGAUCUUGUUAUCUACACUGAUGUUGCUUUGGAUCCAUAUUCAUCUGAUGGGCAUGAUGGCAUUGUCAGAGAAGAUGGAGUUAUCAUGAAUGACGAGACUGUGCAUCAGUUGUGCAAGCAGGCGGUUGCCCAGGCCAGAGCAGGAGCAGAUGUUGUCAGUCCGAGUGACAUGAUGGACGGUCGCGUGGGAGCAAUUCGAGCAGCUCUUGAUGCUGAAGGGUUUCAGCAUGUCUCUAUCAUGUCCUAUACGGCAAAGUAUGCAAGCUCGUUUUAUGGACCUUUCAGAGAGGCUUUAGAUUCAAAUCCACGUUUUGGAGACAAGAAAACUUAUCAGAUGAACCCUGCAAAUUACAGAGAAGCACUAGUUGAGCUGCAAGCAGAUGAGUCUGAAGGAGCUGAUAUUCUUCUUGUUAAACCAGGUUUGCCUUAUUUGGAUAUUAUAAGGCUUCUUCGGGAUAAAUCUGCCUUGCCCAUUGCUGCCUAUCAGGUUUCAGGUGAAUAUUCGAUGAUUAAAGCAGGUGGGGUUCUGAAAAUGAUUGAUGAAGAAAGGGUUAUGAUGGAAUCAUUGAUGUGCCUUCGACGAGCUGGAGCUGACAUCAUCUUGACCUAUUUUGCUCUGCAAGCUGGUAGAUGCUUGUGCGGAGAGAAGAGGUGAAAGCUAGCCGUACCAUAAAAGGAACGUGCAUGUGUACCAAGAAGAAUUUUGAGCGAGCUCUAUAGAUUAGUUGAUGUGAGUUUAUUUUUCAAAUGUAGCCUGAAUUUGACUAUCUUCUUUCACUAUUGUCUAAUUUUCUUGCUAACUCAAGCACGAAUGAGUUUAGAUUAUUUGAGUGAGCUUUAGAGGGAGGCUAUUGUCUCUUUGUAACCAUUUUGUGCAUUAGUUGUUAUAUUAUUAUUUAUAAAAUAAUAACAGAUCAGUAAUUUGUUUAAACUUCCACAAUUUGGCAGUA